Messenger RNA from Podarcis lilfordi (Lilford's wall lizard), 6348 nucleotides. The record is from the annotation of a GenBank genome assembly. NCBI's taxonomy places the organism in Eukaryota, Metazoa, Chordata, Lepidosauria, Squamata, Lacertidae.
CCCGGAAGUCGGGUCCAGGGCAGCCGGAAGUAGGAAGUUCUCGCUUCUCACGCUUCGGAGGGGACGAGAAGGCGCCAGUUCUUAAGCAGGUAUCGACCAAACUGAGGGCUGGGCUGCAGGUUUGGGGGCGCAGGACGCUUUGAAAGGGUAGGUUCAAAAAUAGAUGAGAGCCCGAUACUGCCUUCCUAAGGGCGGGGAGUGGGCCGGUCCUACCUCACAGGGCUUGCCGACUUUGUAUUUGUUUAUUUCAUUAAAUUUAUACGCGGCUUGACUGUAAAAGAAGCAAACGAAAGCGGUCUGCAAAAAAAAAAACAAAAAAAACCACCCCCCCAUAGAAUGAUCAAUAAGAAAAACUAACAAAUAAUAAUUUAAGAGUUAACACGCGAAGCGCAUUGAGUGCUGAAAUAUAGAGCACCAAAGUGCCAAGUAAGCUCUGUGAGUGGAAUCCAACUAGCUUACUCCCAUCAAGGGUUGCCAGGUGAGGAGUAUCCCAGACCUUGAGAUUUGGGACUUCUCUGUUUAGAGAAAAGGCAAGUAAGUGACAACAUGAUAGAAGUGUAUAAAAUUCUUCAUGCCAUGGAGAAAAUGGAUAAGGAAAAGCUUCUCUCCCUCUCCUCUUACACUAGAACUCAUGGACAUUCAAUGAAGCUGCAUAUUGGACGAAAUAAAAGGAAGGACUUCUUCACACAGCACAUAGUUAGACUGUGAAACUCAUUGUGGGAUAGAGGAUGUUGGAAUAAAUCACACAUGCACCCCCCAAAAACUCCAAUGCUUUGUGUACUCCAGAUGUUUUGGACUACAACUCCAUGCAUCUGGAGCUGAUGAGAGUUGUAGCCCUUAACAUCUGGAGGGCGCCAGGCUGAGGAAGUCUGGACCAGAUGAAUCUUUUCUUCAGAUCCAGCAAGGCAGUAAUUGUAACAGAGUAGAUAAAUCUAUGAAGGAUCAAUGGCAGCUCUCAGUGGUAGAUCCAUGUUCAAAAGCAGUAUACCUCUGAGCCCCUGAGACUGUCCUUGUGUAUGAUGACAUUAUUAUUAUUACAUCUCUCCACACACACACCCUUCAAGCUCUUCCAGAACUGUGAAUGUACCAGAGAGUGAAAUCAGCACUGGAUCCACAGCCCUUGAACUUGGACGACGUUGGCUGUUGUUGGAAACAGGUCAGUUUUCUAUGGACCCUCACCCCCGCCCCUAUACAAAGAACUUCCCCAUCACUGAACACAAGCGAAUUCCUAUGGAGGUACUUUGGUCCCAUCCAUUCUUAUGUUUUAAACCUGUGGGUUAUCUGGCAGGCCUUCCAAGAGUUGUGAGCAGGAGGGUGGAGUGAGAGAACAGGCCUUUUCUCUGGUGCCCCCUGAUCAUGGAAUUCUCUCCCCAGGGAAGCUCACCUGCACUGACAUUGUCAUUCUGACACCAGAUGAAGAUGUUUUUAUUCUUCUUGGUGCUUGCUCUUUUAUUUUUUAUAUCUGUUCGUAAUUUGGGUGGGCUGGCUAUCUUAUGGUGCAUGAUUUUUUUGGAUGAACACUCCCCCCCCUCAAUCUAAAUAUUUCCCCCCUCAAUAUCGUUCCAAUAACAGCCUCAUUAUAACAAUGUCAAUUUUAUCCAAUUAAUACAAUUAUUAAAACCAAUUAUUAAUAUACCAAAUUAUACAGUUUAGCUAGACCGCUGUUCCUCUCCCACCCAGAGAGGAAUUCAAAGAGUGAGUUUCCCCCACCAUUCUUUGUUUAUCUCCAUCUGCCUCUCCCUGCGAUGUUGAGGAAGACCUCUAUUCCUGGUGCAGGCGGAACAGGAUGAACACUUUUAGCAUAGAUUUUUCAUUCUGAUUUUUAAAAUUGUAUAUUUCAGGAGUAAGCAACCUAGUGCCCCAAUGUUUUGGACUACAACUCCCCUCACCACUGGCCAUACUGGAAUGAGCUUAUGGAAGUUGUAGUCUAGGAACAUUUGAAGGCCACUACAUCGGCUACCCCUGGUAUAUUUUGCAUGCCAUUGUCCCUGUAAAACGCUUUGCAGCUCCUUCCAGUAGUGAGAAGCAAUGUGUAAACUGAAUGAAUUAAAAAUGAGGAGCAAUUGGACCUGGCUUCCAUUAUCUCCCAGCCCCAUGCAGUGCUCCACCUGUCCUAGUUGAUAUUUCCACUGCUAAAGCACUUGUGAUGCUCUUCCAUUCAUUAUUCAAUUCACUUUAUUUUGGGCAGCCUCCUAGAACGUGGACGUAUUCUGCAAACGGCUCCUUGCAUCACCCCGCCCCCGGCAGAGACACGGUUCCCCAGGGCUAACAGAACAGCAUGUCCCAAGCCACAAAACGCAAGCAUGUGGUGAAAGAAGUCCUAGAAGAGUAUGUGGUGCCUUCAGAGAGACAGCAGAUCGUCCGGGUGAGGCCUCCCCACUGUGCAUCUCCAGCCUGGACUGGCCAUGGGCUUCCAGAUGUCAUUGCACAUUUUCUGUCCUGAUUUUGCAGUUCUAUUUCUAGCAGCUGUGUUCCAUCCAAGACAGCUGUAGACUUGGUUGUUGUACAUCAUCAUCCCUCAUUCUAGUGCCUUCUGGUUACUUUGGACCACACCUCUCAGCAAGCUCGUUAGUACAGCUGCUUUGGACAACUGCUCUCAGCUGAGCUUUCUGGGAAUCACAGGAUUCAUAGUCCAAAACAUCUGGCAGUUGGGGAGGGCUGUCUUAGAUCUGCAUUAACCCUGAUUAUGGAUCUGGGGCAGCUUUUUGCAGAUUGUACUAGAUUAUCCUUUGUGUCUACUCCAAAGCUACAGUUCUCUGAUUCUUUUGCCUCCCUCUGUUCAUCUUGUCUAUAGCUGGGCGGUUCAAAAGAGGUUUGGCUCUUCCUCCCCUGCAGGAGAGGAAAGCGGAGUGGGUGGGUUUCAGGCCAGUCGAACAGAAAGGGCCCUUUUCAUGGACUUACAGUGAUGUUUGUGGGUACAAACUCCAGCACAACUUUACAGUGUGGUUGUUGUUUGUUUUGCCUAUUUCCUCCAGGUGGUGGGGACCCCUGGCAACAAUCUCCAUGAGGUGGAGACAUCUGAAGGGACGCGGUUCCUUGUGAGCAUGCCCACGAAAUUCCGCAAGAAUAUCUGGAUCAAGAGAGGUGAGUGGCAAAGGCUGCUGUCCACAUAGCAAGUGAUGGAAAUUGUGUCCUCCUCCUUCCCAGUUCCUGCAAGUUUGUGUCUGUGUGCAAUAUAUACACUAAGACCACAACAUAUACAAGGGUUACAUUCUGCAGAUCACAGCUAAAGCCAACCUUGUACAUAGUCCAAGCCUAUUGAGUUCAGUGGCAGGUGGGAUUGCUAGUGUCAUUUUCCCUAGAACCUCUCCCCCUUUUAAAUUUUUGGCCAUGCAUAUAAAGCUGAAUACGCACAAGGUAAAUGAGCAUAAGCUGUGGGCUUACAUAGACACACACUUAUCUUUUUCUCCCCUCCCAGGUGAUUUCCUGCUGGUAGAUCCCAUAGAAGAAGGGGAGAAAGUGAAAGCAGAGAUUAGUUUUGUCCUCUACAAGGACCAUGUUCGCUACCUGAAAAAGGAAGGAUACUGGUAAGGACCAAAUACCCACUGGUGACACUCAGAAUCCCUGCAACCAAAAUAGGGUUCAACCCUCAACAACCCGCCCCCCCCAACCCAGAUUUGAGAAGCAGGAAUCAACACUCCCGCCUCGCUUCCAGCCAAACAAUAACAAAAUAUAGAAACUGGAAGGGGUAGGAGGUCUUGGAGGGUGCCAGGGGGUGUCUGUGGGUAUCAAGUUGGACCCCCCCAAAAAAACUUACACAAUUGCUGAUAGCUUUAUUACCACCCAGCUCUCUUCCCUCCAGCAGUAGUAGGAAAGUUGCUACUGACAAGGAGAGCUACUGACAACACCCCUGAAGCCUGCUAGGCCAGCCUCCUCUGCAACCUGGUGCUUUCCUAGUAUUUUGGAUUACAAUUCCUAUUAUCCCUGACUUUUGGCCUGAUUGGCCGAUGGGAGUCUAAACCACCCCAGUGCACCAGGCUGGGUGAAGGGUAUGUCCAGGCUGCUGGUGUGAUAUACUUUCCUGACUAGUUUUAUGUAAGGGGAAUGACCCAUCUCUUCUGCAGCUCCCACCUUUGUCUUGGGGCCAUCCCUUUGUAGGCUCAAAUGUACCUUCCAAACUACUGAGCUACCAAUAUCCCAGGCUGCCCUUCUCUCUCCUGUUUCUUUCUGCAGGCCUGAGGCCUUCUUGGGUGGUGUGGCAGGAGCUCAGAGCAGUGCUAAAGACAGGUGAGUUUGGGAAUGGGACUCCUGUGAUGUGUUUCUGUGGAGGGUGGGAGAGCACUCUAGGGACCUCCUGUCUCUCACCUCUAAGGUGUUGUUGUUGUGAUGUAAGUAUUAUUAUUAAUUAUUACAAUUAAUUCAUUGCCUUCUAAACCACCACAUAAGAUAAAUAAAGAACAACAUAUACAGCUGUACCUUGGAAGUUAGAUGGAAUCCGUUCUGGUAGUCCAGUGUGGCUUCUGAUUGGCUGCAGGAAGCUCCUGCAGCCAAUCGGAAGCCACGGAAGCCCUGUCAGACAUUUGGCUUUCAGAAAUAGUUCGCAAACCGGAACAGUCACUUCAGGGUUUGCGACGUUCAGGAGUCAAAACGUUCGGGAACUUCCAAGGUACAACUAUACAUCUAAAACAAGAUUAAAACCCUAGCAAGUGGACACUUGUGGUAGAGAUCCAUUUAUCCAGCUGAGAAAGCCUGUUGCAACUGCUUCUGGAAAGUGCGGAUCAUGGACGUCUGUUGCGUUUUGACAAGAGACGUUACCCGCAACAGGCUAUACAAUUACACAAAGCAAGAAAAAGGGGAGGCAAGGACAAGUUAUAAUAGUACAAAAAUUAGGCUGGAUGUUGUAGCCAUGGGACCAGCUGUUAGUAGUCCUACUUUGCUUCUAAUGUUGUGUUUUGUUAUAAACUCUGCCCUCGGAUCAUAAACUACACCCUGGGACCUUAGCAUGAAAGGCAGAUAAUAAAUGGAAGUAAUAAUAAUUAGAGAGAAGUUUACGCUAAGAGCGCCUUCUGUCUUCCUUUAGCAGGGAUGGGCCACAAAGCCCACCACGUUCUGCGGGGGAGGAAGACUCUGAGGACGAUGAUGCAGACUUGUUUGUGAAUACAAACAGGGUGAACUACAACUACCUGGAGAGUGAAGACAGCAGCGACUCGGAUGAGGAGGAGAAGUGACAGGUCAAGCCAGCCUGGGGGCUUCCAUAACUUUGCUCAGAGAAAAGGGGCAUUGCCUCAAACCCCAUCCUCUUGUCUAAUAGGGUUAGUUGUUUGUCCCCUUUUUCUGGAGGGGAGCUUGUACUUGCAGGAGCAUUUUGGAGCUGCUGUAUUGCAGGCAACAACAACAACCAAAAAUCUGCUCAGCCUGUUAGCAGCAGCCAUAGCUCAUUCCUUGAGGAACUUUGACCCUGUCUUGACCAGAUGCCUCUACUGUAUUCCAGGCCUCUUUCCCUUUCGUCCUUUGCCUUAUUUAAUACAAUGUGUAUGUCCCAAACCCAGACACUGCCUGGCAUGCCAGAUAGCAGUUUUGCAGUAGGUCACAAGCUUCAAGAUACAUUGAUCAUUUUGAAGUGGCACUCCUUUCUUCUAAAAGUAGGCUGGCCUACAUUAAGAGGUGGUCAGCACACAAUGGGAGCAUCCAAGAGCAAGUCGUAUUUAAUAGGCAGGUGCUGAAUUAGAUGGUAUUGGGGCUGAUCUCAGUGCUUUCUAUCCAAAUUCUCUGCACCAAAGCCAUUCCUGGGUAUUGCUUUAGGCUCAAAUCACCUUGCCUUCUAUUUCUCCUCCUUCACAUUUGCUAGAUUUGGCUCUUGAGAGGCAAGGGGACAUCCACAGUGAGGGACUACUUCUCUUUUGUAUUGUAAUAUUCAGCAAAUGUUUCAAUAAACUUUAAAGAGAGACUGGGGUGAGAGCACUCUUGUUUACAAGUGUGGCCUUUGUGAGCUUGCUAAAGCAGAGGGAGGAGGGGAAGGUUCAUCUUAAAAAAAACUCUGCAAAUGGCUUUCUGUGAAGUUCUUAAACCAUGUAAAUACAGGAAAGCAGCUAGGGGGACAGUUGGACCUUUAGACAAGAGGAUUAAAUGAUUUACUGUGUGAGGAAAGGGCGACUGUAGAGAAGCUGCAUUCUUUCCAACUGCCUUCAAGGCAAAAGAUGCAGGGCAGCACCCCGUGGCCUGAAAGACUUUCUUAGGAAGGGAAUCAGAUGUAAAUAGUCGCGGCAAGGUUUGCUGAUGAUGCCAAACUGUCUGGGGUGGUUAAAACAAAGGAGGGGUUGCAGAAAGCUCUGAAAUGGUCUCUUUGAACGGUGGCUGGGUAAUAAAAUGUUAAAGAUGGUUCAAAAUAAAGAAAUGCAAUGCUAAUAA